Echinostoma caproni is the source of this 237-nucleotide messenger RNA. The record is from the annotation of a GenBank genome assembly. NCBI's taxonomy places the organism in Eukaryota, Metazoa, Platyhelminthes, Trematoda, Plagiorchiida, Echinostomatidae.
AUGCGACAGGCCCGCAUUACGUUCGAUGCUCCGCAAUGGCAGGUGACAAAAUCAGACGCCUAUUUCUUGCUCGGUACCUCACCGGAAUUCGAAUUGGCCGCAUACACAACCGUAUUUCUGUUUCGUGUUCCCGGAAAGCUAACUGCUGCCAAAUGUCCAAUCUUUCUGAUAUGUAAUCGAGACUACUAUCGGGACUGGCGUCCGGCCACGUGCUACCCGAAAGACAAAUUUCUCUGA